Molecule: messenger RNA, 1617 nt
Organism: Aspergillus saccharolyticus JOP 1030-1
Lineage: Eukaryota; Fungi; Ascomycota; Eurotiomycetes; Eurotiales; Aspergillaceae
Product: Zn(II)2Cys6 transcription factor
Exons: 3
Coding region: 1-1617 (538 amino acids)
Biological process (GO): DNA-templated transcription; regulation of DNA-templated transcription
Molecular function (GO): DNA-binding transcription factor activity, RNA polymerase II-specific; zinc ion binding; DNA binding
Source: RefSeq, a predicted model, not a curated record
AUGCUGCAGAAUGCUCCUGUCCGACCAUACCCCAAGCGCAUCGACAUCUCUAGUAAAGCCUGCGACCUGUGCCGCAAGCGCAAGGUCAAAUGCGAGCUCCCGAGCUUGAGCUCUCCCACCGACCCGACUGCGGCGCGAUGCGCGCGCUGCGAGCGACUGAAUCAGCCUUGCACAUUUAUCGUUCCGUGCAAGACCCGAGGGCCUAAGAAGCGCUCCCAAACGCAUCCCAGCGACAGCGGACACCCCCCACUCGCGAACGACAACCACCCCGACGCAAAUGCAACACCCCCCAACAGCGUGACCGACGACCUCUGCUCGCGCUCGCUCUUCCAGCGCAUCAUGCAAGACUACCUCGAGCACAUCUAUCCGCUCGUUCCCAUCGUCCACCGCCCCUCCUUCCAGGACUGUCUCCGCCGCGGCCGUCACGAGCACGACAGCGGCUUCCUGGCACUAACCGUCGCCAUCGCCGCCCUCGUCGUGGCCACCCUCCCCAGCAAAUUCCAAGACUACCGCACCGCCACCCCGCCGCUGCGCUUCACCACGCGCCGCGCGAUGGUGCGCUACUGCUACGAAAAGAACCUCGCGCUGCGCACCUCCUACUACUUCGACGAGAUCAGCUUCCAAAAAUUCGCCGCCUCGUUCUUACUGUUCGCCGCCUUCCUGCAGCUGGGCGAUCACAACCGCGCCCGCAUGCUGGAUGUCGAGGCCAUGCAGUUUGCGCGGCUGUUGAAUCUGCAUGCCGUCUCCGCAUAUGAGGGAUUGAAUUGCAUCGAGACGCAGUUGCGCAAAAAAGGGUUUUGGUUGGUAUUUUAUGGGUUUGUCCACACGCAGCUACAGAAUAUGCUAGGCGAACGGCUGUCGUAUCUUGACCCCGUGCAACUGCAGGCUAUCAAUCCCGAGGAUCUCAUGCCGGUCGAGGUGGACGAUGAGCUGAUCUUCGAGAAUGAGGUGCUCAUGCCCGCCGUCCCCACCCCGUGUCUGGUUACGGGAUUCAAGAUCCACUCGCGUGUGUUUUGGGCGGCCAUCCGCAGCCCCUAUUCUCAUGCGCAUCCAAACCAAGUCUCGAUCGAGCCGUGUGCCUGCGUUCGCGCGCAAGACGCCAAUGUGCGGGUGGCGUACCUGCGGGACAGGCUGCAAUGUAUGCGCAAUCUGCUGCACAACGUGCCGCCCUCCCUGCGGCGGGAGGCCCCGGACGUCUCGGGCUUGCAGGAGUCGUCGACGUUACAGUCCUCGUUCGAGUCCAUGCGCGUGAAUAUUCACGUCACGCAUCUCUGGCUGCAGAGCCUGCUCAUCGACCAUUUGGAGGCGGCACAGGGGGCAGACCCGAGAGCCCUCUGGAGGGAGAGGGCAGAGCUAUGUCGGCAGCUGUUCUUUCUGCUCUACAAUGUUCCCGACCAUAAUCUCGAGAUCAACGGCCUGCAUCUGGCUUACAAAGUACGGGACAUCGCCGCUGGCAUGCUGACUUGUCCCUACUCCGCCAACGAGCCGGAGGCGGAGAGCGCGGCCGAAUACAUCCGCCGUGCCACUGAGAUCCUGUCGCGACUGGACAGCAGCGAGAGCGUGAAUACGAUGAACCUACAAGCCUGGGUCGAUACGGAUCGUAUUCGUACAACAUGA